Messenger RNA from [Torrubiella] hemipterigena, 1847 nucleotides. NCBI's taxonomy places the organism in Eukaryota, Fungi, Ascomycota, Sordariomycetes, Hypocreales, Clavicipitaceae. The record is from the annotation of a GenBank genome assembly.
GCCUGCCUCGGUCGGCGCUGAUUGGCUGGUGCCCCUGGAUAUCGCAGCACGCACAGCCAAUCACAACAAUGCCCUGGUCAAAAUGCUCAUUUCCCAGCUUGCCUUCCAUGCAGGCCAUCAUCUUUCUCUUCAUGGCGGCCGCCUGGAGGCGCUGUUUGUGCAGUGGCUUUGCCGCCUGUACUGCCCACCGCUCACUGCUGGCGGCCACCACCCCCCCAGACCUCAUCUCUCCUCGCCCGCCGUGCUUCUUUUUCCCUUUUCUUCUCUUCUUCAAUCAACUUGGCCUCGUCGACAGGCCAUUCGGUUCCAGCGUUCAAUGUGCAUUUGAAUUAGUCCUUCUCUUCAACCCACGCUCUCUUUCUUCACCUUUUCCUUUUUUGGGGUCCAGUCGCUUCAUUCUUUCAGCGACUCCCCCGUCCAGUCCUUUGCAACAGUGCACCACAACACGGCCGUCCGCGCCCAGGCUUUCGAAACACGCUCUCUAACCGUCGACUCCUAACCACCGACAUUUUUCUCGUUUCACAUAACUCUACUUACAAUUGUCCCGUUUUAUUUUAUUGAUUUGCUCGGCCUUGUACUCUUCCUGAACAAUUAGACAAUGGCUCCUACAACCCACAACAUCCUGGCCCAGCGUGCCCCCAAGAUGGCGAUUGCUCUCCAGCCUAUUAUCCGUCCGGACCGUCACGUCUUUGCUCGCUCCGACAUCUCCGAGAACGCCAUCAACGUUGUCCUUCUUGUCCUUGGCUUCACCUUCUUCACCCUCAUCAUUGCCUCAGCCGCCUUCCUCUUCCGCCGCAGACGCCAGAACCAGCAGCGCCGCCGCCGCGCCGAGACUCUCCCCGCCUACAGCAAGGGAAGCAGCCUCUCCAUUGAUGAGAAGCACGACAACCGCGCCAGCGUCGUAUACAUUGGCCGUGAUGGCCAGCCCAUGCUCCAGAACCCCGGAGCGCCGCCACAGUCGCCUGAAAACGUCCCCGAGAUUCACAUUACCUUCCCUGACGAACAGGACGAGAGCGGCCGCCAACAAAGCGGACGCGUUCUGAUUGUCCGUGUCGGUGACAACGCCACCAUUGGCCUCGAGCCCAUGGACGAACAGCUCCCCGCGUACGAGAAGGAGUCCAAGACGCAGUUCAAGACCAUUGACAUGGACUCCAUCGGUGGACUUAGGGAGAAGGAACGAACCGUUUACAACUAAUGACGCCAAAACAUAUCACCAACCCGCCAGCCACGAUGCUUUUCAUAUAGGCGGUAAUCUAUGAUGCAGACUUUUCUUGUCGCCAGAUUGCACCCAUUUCAACACCCGACAUAGCAACAUCGAAGCCAUUUACAAUCAGCAGACACAACCCAGCACAGCGAGCCAAUCUUUGUUUUCCGUCAUUUUUUCUUCUUCCUUGUUACUUUGCAUGCCGCCCUUUCCAGAUCCUGGUUUUAGCUGCUCCUCUUCACACUUUCUUCACAACGCGCAAAGUAAGCCUCGCACGCGACCUGGGCAGGCCCAUCAAUUCAUCAUCCGACGCGCCUCUUGUUCCUCUUUUUUUUUUUUUUAAACAAACCACCGUCUUUCUUCUUGUGCGCCUUGUUCACACGGCACCGAUGAGAAAGCAUCCUAUUUCUAUUUGGCGAAAACCUCUUUCCUUGCUUGGUCAAAAGCGGCCGUUUUUGGCUAAUCAUGUACACACAACACAUGGCAGGGAUAGGUGUCUAGCGUCUACGGUGGCACCAAGCUCACGAGGCACAUCAUACCGGGGUAUAUAGCUGUAUAUUUCAAUAGUGCAUAAUUGUACAAGCACCAAACUGGUUUCGAGCACCUUUAUCAUACUACAAAUCUGUUCAUUCUCUCUCUUAUG